AUGAGCUCAGGCCUCUUGGCUGACUACGACAGCGAUGCUGAGCCGGAAGAUCCUCUCAAGGAUGGCUACGAGGCACGACAAGCCAUCGCGCGGCAGUUCCUUUGUGAGGAUUUCGAUGAGCCCAGUGCUUUAGGAGAGGAAUCAGAAGUAGCUGCGGGCGGCGAGCCCGAAGAGCCCGACGAGCCCGAAGAGGGUGAAGAUGAAGAUAUCGAUUUGGGCAUGUGCAUUGAUGUGGAACCAGCUGCACAGCCAGAAUCUGGCAUGCACGCGCUGGACUCAAACGAGCUAGCUGCAGCCAUCCUGGAGGCAGAGCUGGAUGACGACGAGGAGAAAUUGGAAAGUCUGCGGGCUGAGCUUGCGGAGCGGCAGGCCCGGGAGGCGCGCGGAGAGGCGCCCGGGGCCAUGGUCUCCAAAGUGUCCAUCACGGAUUCAGUGGAAGUGCCGGUACAGGUGAUUGGGGCCGUGAUCGGGUCUGGUGGCGCAGUCAUCAAGCAGCUAGCUGCGCAGUCUGGGGCCCGGAUGUCUUUUGCGCAGGAGGAUUACCAACCAGGAUACCUGGCUCUCACCCGCCGUUGCUUGAUCAGUGGCGCAACAGACGUGGUCGAGAAGGCCAAAGCGCUGCUCCAGGAGGUUGUGUCUUCUGCCAUGGCCGAUCAGGAUCGGGGUGGGCGGAAAGGCAAAGGAAAAGGAAAGGGCCAGAGAAAGGGAACACCCACGAACUUGUCAAGCGAUUUGCUGGGUGAAGGUGCCGGAGGACGUGCUGGAUUUCAAGCGGGUAUUUGCAAAUGGUAUGCCGCGGGCUUUUGCCGCAACCGUCCAGAUGCCUCGGGGGGCUGCCGAAACGGGCUGCACAGCACAGAUGCCGCGCUGAAGGCGGAGGCAGACUGGGUGGCACAGGGCCCCAGCGGCGGCGUCCAGCCUUCCAGGCCAUUGCUUCUGUUGCUGGACUUAGAAGGUGGUGGCAACAAGGAUGGUCGGGAUGGCGAGGAUGAGAUCAUCGAGGUGCCCAUUCUCUCCAUGUGCUCUUCUACGGGGAAAGAAUGUGGCCGAUUUCAUCGCUUUGCACGGCCCGGAUACUGGACGAGGGAGGAGUGGUCUAUGCGCAAUCGCUUUCAUGCCGGAUGCUUCAACAAUGGGGCAAACUCGGUGCCUUUCCCGGAGGUGGUGCACGCCAUACAGAACUGGCUGCGGGACUUGCUGCAGUUGGCCCCCGGGAAAGAGCUCAGGAGUGAGGACUUUCUGUUCGUGACUUGCGGCAACUGGGAUGUGAAGUCCGCCAUACCACGGCAAUGCAGCAAUCCAGUACCAGGAACUGUGGAUUACUCGCUGCAGCAGCUGUUGUUCUCGCGGUGGAGCAACUUGAAGGAGGUCUACAGAGACUUCUACAAGCUGCCUGAUUCGGCAGCUCCCACUGGAAUGCGGGGCAUGCUGAAGCUCAUGAGGAUACCGCUCUCAGGGCAGCACCACUUAGGCAUGGAUGACGUCAGCAACUUGGCCAAGAUCCUGCAAAGACUCAUUCACGAGGGCUGCAAAGUUGAGCCGACAGGACAUAAAGCGCCGGUGGGAUUGCCCAUGAAUGGGAAGAAAGGCAAAGGAAAGGGCAAGGACAAGGGCAAGGACAAGGGCAAGGGGAAGGAGGGGAAGGAGGGGAAGGACAGGGGGAAGGACAAAGGGAAGGAUGAAGGGUAUGGCGUCAACGGCCCUGACAUGCAUGGCCAUGGGCCCGGCAAUGGUUGGGGCAAGGCAGAAGGAGGCAAAGGCGAGGACGUCCGAGCCGAGAGAAGCGAGGAAGGCAAGAAAGGGGAAGCUGACAAAGGUGAGGAAGGUGAAGGCAAAGGAGAGGAAGGCAAGCAAAAGAAAAUGCGGGAAGAUGAGGAAGGUGACGGAGGCGAGGAACUUGAGGAAGAUGCUGGACCUCCUCCGCUGAAAGCCCCGAGGAUCUUGAACCCGCCAGUGAUGCUGCCAGCACCGACAGGGUCUCUCGCGGAGCCCCCAAGGAUAGACCCAGCCAUGCUGCCAGAGCCGACAGGGUCCCCGGAAGCCCCGAGGAUCUCCAGCUUGCUCGGGACCCUGCCGGCGCCGACAGGGCCUCCGCUGAAAGCAGCAAGGAUCUCCAGCUUGCUGGCAACGCUACCGGCGCCAAAAGCUCGGAGUGAUGCAGAUGAGCUAAUGAACCCUCAGCUUCAUGGCUCAAAAACAGGGCCGUGA
Effrenium voratum is the source of this 2208-nucleotide messenger RNA. The record is from the annotation of a GenBank genome assembly. Lineage: Eukaryota; Dinophyceae; Suessiales; Symbiodiniaceae.